Paramuricea clavata is the source of this 2754-nucleotide messenger RNA. Lineage: Eukaryota; Metazoa; Cnidaria; Anthozoa; Malacalcyonacea; Plexauridae. The record is from the annotation of a GenBank genome assembly.
UGCAGACCCUGAUUGGUUAAUGAGGUAGAUUAAAUGCAGUUGAUUGGUUAACGGUAUAGCGGUAGUGUCAAGUCUGAACCUCUCUAAUGUUUUUGUGUCAAUGCAUUACUGUUUUUGUUUAUGUAAACGACAGUUAUGCAUUUUUUUCUUGAAGGAGCUGACCCAAGCUGUAUAUGCGAGUAUAAUAUGCUGCGUAAAACUCCUCUGAUGGUUGCUGCAAGCAAUAACAACGUGGAGAUUAUUAAAGAACUUGUUUCACAUGGUGCUGAUGUUAACCAAGCGACUUUUACAUCACCUCUUUUGUUGGCUGCAAAAUUCAAAUGUUGUGAAGCGUUGGAGCAACUCUUGAGCUAUAAUCCUGAUAUCAACUAUGUAGACGAAGGAGGGAAUUCGGCGUUAUCCACACUAUGUACCGUUCUUGUCAUAAAUUAUUCUACUGAUGAAUAUGACUACCUAUUACAAUUUUGCAGGAAGAUUUUGAUUUCUGGUGGAGAUAUAACACAUCUCACAAAGGUGAGCACAAUAUCACCGAUAAUGCAGGGUACCGUAUUUGUUCGUAUGUGUCCCGAUCUUAUACGACUUCUAUUAGAGUUCGCAACCUGUCGUGAACAUAUACAGUUUUUAUCCACUAUUUGCGAAAUGUGUACUGAAGAAGGAUUAGAGGAUUGGGAACAACUGUAUGACUUGAUCUGGCAACCGAGAAAAUUAACUCACUUGUGUCGGAUUAAGAUAAGAUGUGUUCUGGGUGAAAAAGGACUGGAACGCAUUGAAGAACUCCCUUUACCUGCUACAUUAAAGGGUUAUCUUCGACAUAGCGAGGGAAUAACUUUUGAGUGGAGCUAACUUACCGUACUUUUUACAUAGUUACCGUACCGUACGUACUUACCGUACUUUUUCGGGUUUUGCCGAAUGCUAAUGACAUGAAUCGUUUCAGUUGAUUCCAUUGAAAAACGUUUCAGUUGAUUCCAUUGAAAAACGUUUCAGUUGAUUCCAUUGUGUUGAUUCCAUUCCACCUUAAAAGUAGGAACCGAUCCAACUUUCAUGCACGGAGAAUGUUUUCGCUAACCAAUCAGAUUUAGGGAAGAUUUAAACUUUCCGUGCGUAUCGGUACGUAUAUGACAAACGCUGCAUUUAUUUUUACUGUAUUUAUUUUUUCCGGAUCGUAAUCCCAGGUUCGUAACGUAAAUGGAGCCUUCUGAUUGGUUGACGAGAGGUUUGUAUCACACGAUACGGACCUCUCGCACACGUUACGGACCUCUCACGUUUCUCGCCAAAACAAACCGAGGAGUUAAGAGAAUUUUCAAACUCAAAAAAACAAUCCGCAAAGCUGAAAAUCCCUCCCUAUCGAUACUAAAGACAGGAAAAUAAGCAGAAUUGACUUCAAUGGAUUUAGUGCCAAGUCCGAAAUGUACUUUUUUCGACCUAAAUGAAAAAAACCCCAAGUAUUUCAUUGACGUACAAGUAUCGAAAAAUCAGUGCCAAAUGUUUAGUUUCAAAAGCUCAGCAUAUAUUCAGCUAUAUUUCGAAUAAUAUACGUUAAAAUACAAAUACUGGAACCAAGGACUUAUCUUCAAACAUAAAAAAAUAAAAAAGAACCUUAAACGACAUUUUAAAAUGAUUUCUAGAUUCAUUUCAGUCAUAUAAUUGUUUUUUUAUAAAUGCAGUCAUUGUUAUCUACAAGUACAAUUUGUUGCUGCGUGUCGAAAGAACAUUUUUGAAGCAUGUCUGGCCAGGAUCAAACGUCGAAUUUUUAUGUGCCAAACCUAAUGUUAAUGAGGUAAGUUCUUUGUUUCACUUCAUUUGCAUUAGGUUCGGCACAUGAAAAGUUCGACGUUUGACCCUGGCCCUGGCAGAAAAAUAAAUAGUUUACACUUUUAUUGUCUUGUUGUGUAGAAAAUCAUGUAUUGCAUAAAAAAUAAAGGCUUUUUAUCGUGUCAUUUUCAGCAAUAUGUCAGCCAUGCUUGGACUAAUGUAUUUUAAAAUAAUUAAAUAAAUAAACACAACUGAUCUCAAAUCUUCUUCGCCACACUGGAGCUUUGUAGGAAUUUAAAUAAUUAAGCAUCGUGCAAAAAAUAAAUAAGUUAUUUACCGUUAAGGUCGGCCGUACUUGAAAAAUAUUUUCCCAAGGUCUCAGAAGCGGCCCGAAACCGAAGGUUGAGGGACGCUUCUGAGACCGAGGGUCGAGGGACACUUUGAGACCUCGGGAAAAUAUUUUUCAGUACGGACCUCCCGGCCGGUAAAUAACAUAUACGAAGUCAGCUAGACAAAAGUUAACGUCACUUGUAAAAACUGUUCACCUAUGUCGUCCCGCUUUGGCGGAACGGGGUGGAAGGCGGGAUAAUUUUGAUGUAUUUGAAAAUGUCAUUCUGCAUAAACGAAAGUUGAUCGACGAGGAACUGAAAUAUUGAUAAAAUUCUGCAGUAACAAAAACUAUUAUGGCUGUUUAAAUUCUCUUUCUCGUCAAUUCACAAAUAUUCAACAGCAAGCUAUACCAGGACAUUGCUGUAUUAUUAACCGUGUUGUACGCUGUCCAAACAUCAAAUUAUUUCGCACAUCCUGCGGUCCUGGCAUGAUGGCCCGUUUCAUCGGAACGAAUUUCAGUAUGGCUAAAAUCCUAAAUGCCUGAAUCCCGCGCUGGAGGCUUGCCAAAGAACUAUAUAUAGCAUAAAUAAGAAGAACUCACAGAAAGGAAACGUGAUCAUGGGAGCAGGUCUUUCGUCAUCUUUCGUCAGAACGACGAUAUUUUCAAACAGC